AUGAGUGAAAGAUCUUUUGUAUCUGUUGUUGAAUGGCUUUCUGGCCUUGAAAACCCCCUUGGCGAAUCAUCGCCAUCUCUCACCACGCCUCCUCCAAACCCGACCGGCAAAUAUCAUCACCCUUUGUCGCCGCCCGAGUCACGCAAACGAUACGCCUCGAUGGCGACCGACCCCGAUCUGACACCAAAAAGGCGAAGGGUUGCGCUGCCUGCUGGCCAUCACCUUGAAGGGACGCCGAGAGCAAACAGCGUUCGUGAUGGAAUACCCAACCUCCCAACAGCGUCGCCAUCUCGAUCGGAUCGCUCUGAAUCAUGGUCUGAAUCACAAGCCUCCGGACGGUCCUCGCCCUUGAAACGAAUGGUUGCGAUGGAAUUGGCACCCAAUGGACUCGAGACAAAGAGGAUGGAAUCCGGGGACCCUGGCAUGCCUUCUGCGCUGGCCCAAUUUUCCUCCGAACUCGAUAUGUCAAGAUCCCCGCUUUCGUCAUUGUUUGCCUUUCAUGUUCGCUUCCCCGCGGAUCGUGAUCAGUACGGACCAACGCCAUCACUCGAUCGCGUCGACUCGUUGGUCAAGAAAUCCGUCAGAUGCCAGGACUCGCAACAGGAUGAGUCAGGAUGGAAUAUGCUGGUGCACUGUCCACUGUUGGAGCAAGCCCUCGACAAUAUAGAAACGCAGAAUCAAUCAAUCGGGUUUGAGCCAUGCACCACCGCCAAGAUCAUACAAGAAUACCUCCCUACAGGCUUCAUGCCGAAAAUGGUGGACUUUUGCAUGUAUGUGGAUAUAGGAACGGACAAGGCUACGCGUGAUGUCAGCAAACGGCUUCGUCAAGAGCUGCCAUGCGGUGUCAUCAACCACACAGAGUUUCAUGCUCUUCGGCAGCGACCCAUCACCGUCAGCAUUGAGACCAAAACGCCACGUGGAGCGCAACCUGCAGCGGCAGAAUUACAAAUAAGUACUUGGCACGCGGCACAGUGGAGACUACUCGAAGAUCUUGUUGCUCGGACUGGUGGUUCCUUUGUAGACUUAACUUUUCUUCCUGCCGUCAUUGUGAAUGGGGAUGAAUGGAGCUUUGCCGCUACGACUAGAGAAGAACAAAACACGGUGCUUUGGCUUGAAAAAAGUUCGGGUCGACCAACAGCCAUCACGGAGUGUAUAAAACGGUCUGGGGAUUGCAGCGCCUCGCAAAGUGGAGCAUAG
Penicillium antarcticum is the source of this 1197-nucleotide messenger RNA. RefSeq lists its product as uncharacterized. The transcript has 2 exons. The coding region runs from base 1 to 1197 and encodes 398 amino acids. The record is from RefSeq and is a predicted model, not a curated record. Lineage: Eukaryota; Fungi; Ascomycota; Eurotiomycetes; Eurotiales; Aspergillaceae.